Molecule: messenger RNA, 4578 nt
Organism: Cydia pomonella (codling moth)
Lineage: Eukaryota; Metazoa; Arthropoda; Insecta; Lepidoptera; Tortricidae
Exons: 2
Coding region: 608-1960 (450 amino acids)
Biological process (GO): negative regulation of meiotic nuclear division; regulation of mitotic nuclear division
Cellular component (GO): nucleus
Molecular function (GO): protein binding
Source: RefSeq, a predicted model, not a curated record
AAUAUAAUUGAAAGAAAAAAUAAAUAUAAUUGUAAUGCAAGAUAUUUUGGUAGUAUAAAGAAACAAAGAUAUGCAAAACAAAUAUUUGAACAAAAUCCAGGAUUUUUGUUCCCGGGGGCACGGAAAAGACACGAUUUUAGUAAAGAGCUUUACUACAUUUUUUACAUUGGUAAUGUCAUCUUUAAAAUGUCAAGCGCAUAUUAAAAAAAAGAAAGUCUGUGUGGACUGUGGAUCAAUCAUAAAAGUAAUAUCGCACUUCUAAACAAUGUAUGGAAAUCAAUGCAUCUCAAUGUGUUUGUGUGUCAUAAUUUAAAAGAAUAUUAAAUUAAUUAUUGCAAGUUAGUGAUUGCAACUGCAACGAAAUAAAGUGUCAUAAGGUUUCGAAUAACGAACAAGUUGUGAUAGCAUCGGCGUCGUGUCAAGUUAACCGUCAACUGCGGUCGUUAUUUAUUUUCUACCUAUACAUUUUGUGGCGGCAUGUUAUGUUAGAGUUAAAAAAAACAGUCAUGACGCCGUUGGAAGCAAUGUUUACUUCGAUCACGUGAAGUUGGCGCGGAAAUGCAGCUAAACAAUUUUUCGUUUUAUUCGUUUUAAGUUUGCAUUCAACAUGGAUACGCUUUCUGAUAUGAUGGAGCCCGCCACCCCAGUGCUAUCUUGCGAUGGUGUCAACUAUUGUAGAACUGAAGACAGUGGAUACCAUACCUUUACUCCUGGUUCCAUCGACUGUUCAGAAUUGUCGUCUGAGAAUAUAGAUCCUGUUAUUGUUCAAGCAUCUAUAUGUGAAGGUAAAGGGAAUCAUCACAGAUUUUAUAACAAUACUCCUGAACCAUGCUACGAUCUGACCAAUCUCUCAGAUAAUAGUGAAAACUACCCAGAAAGGUUCAAGAGAAGAGGUGUAAAACGGCCAUAUCAAAGUGAUAUAGAACCCAAUGACAGCUUUGGAUCUGUUCCAACUCCAACAAGUGUAAUAGCUGGCCAAAUACAGAAGUUAAAAGUGAAUGAAGCUGGAAACUACAGUGGCAAUUAUUCAAUCUCACCAAUCAGCUCUGAUUAUACUGAUGCCAGUAGUAUCUACAACUUCAAUGCAUAUUCAUGGUCAUUUCCAUCUACACCCAUAAAAAAAAUAUGCAAAAGCAGCUGCAAAUUAAACAGGAUAAGAUCUAACCAUAAAUCCAGUCCAUUGAGGCCAUUAAAUAGUAAUAAUCAGCACCCGAAAAAGUUUGCUAGACAACUUGAUUUUGAAACACACUCAUUGUCCUGUGAGCCGCAGAGUCUGAUAGUAGUCGCUAUCCCACCACCAAGUCCUGCAGUUGCAGUACCCUAUAAGCCCAAUCAGAAGAUUGAUAUCAUCAAGCUCUUGAGCGAGCGAGUCUGCUCAAUACCAGUUAUUGAUACUAUAUUGAGUUUUAUGUCACCAGCAGACAUUUUUAACUUCUCUUUGGUCAGUCCUACAUGGUCUCAGGUUUGUGCGGAUUCAUGUGCAGGCAGAGAAAAGCUAAAGACAUAUUUGAGAUUGUCUAAGGAGAACCAAGAGAACAUAAGAAGUAGCCCUAAGAUUAAUAUUAUUGAUAUCAGAAGAAAACUUAGGGAUAUACACAAUAUUGAACAUGUUCAAACUACACCAAGCUCUCCAAGAAGCCCCCCAGCUUCUCCUCGGUCCAUGAGAUUCAAAACAUUUGCUCGGUCUGCAUCUCUGGAUUUGUGCAUUCAACUGGCCUGUGUACGGUGUCAGCAACCAGCCAAAGUGACAAAAGAACGUUCUGGGGAGAUUUGGGCAGCAUGCACACGAGCGACUUGCGCAUACCAGUUCUGCAAGCUUUGCUCCUGUGAUCGUCAUCCAGGUAAGAGCUGUAUUCGUUUUGACCUUGAAGGACCCAGCCCAUCAAAAAGGAAAAAGAAAACUUGUGCUGCUGGAUCUAGACAAAGUAAGACCAACCUGCGCAGGCUUCUCAUCAAAUGAGACAUGGUGGUUAAACUUUUUGAUAAUGUGUGCUACUUAUAGUUGGUAGUUUCUAUGAAAAUGUAAGCUGGAUGCGUAGGGGGCCAAUUCAUUUUAGAAUGUAUUGAGAUUAUUUUUUCUAAAAAUUCCCAGUUUUAGAUGUUGUGCCAUUUUUAUACAACUUUUUUAUUCGAAUUAUUCUCAUUUGUAAUAGUAAUGUGUUUGGAUAUUAUUGUAACUUUGUGUGCAUAAUGUAGAGCAAGGGUCACCAAUUAGUUUUUUCAGGGGUCCAGUAGUUCUUAAAAUAUAUGACUGUCAUGACCCGUUUCUACUUAAGUUUAUUAAAUAAGCAAAAAAUAAAAUAGGUUGGCGGUCCGGAACCCGGACCGCGGUCCGCCAAUUGGUGACCCCUGAUGUAGAGUAUACACUUAUGAACAUUCUUAAGCCCUACAUUCCAAAAUGACAUUUUAAUUUUAAAUUUCAAGUAUAAGGAAAAACUCUGGAAGUUAAACGAUAGACUGAAAUAUGAAUGCCAUGUUAAAGUAAUUUACAAUUUAUAAGUUGGUUUUAAUUUAGAAAUAGUAUUUUGAAACUUAAUGUUGCCUUUAGAAGGAGAUAGUGCCUAUGUUCUGUUGUGCCUCUUAAUGAUAAGCCGAAUUCUGUACCUACAUGUAAAUGGCUACUUCCAUUUACUCAUAAAUAAUACCAUAUUUUUUCCUGAUGGCAAAUUUUGGUACUAUUAUUAACAUACAAAUGGGAAUUCAGUGUAUGAUUUUAUUGAAUAUUGAACAUUGUACUUACUAAUUUUAUUUUAUGAUUUUGAAAUUAUUUCGAAUUUGUUUACUAUUUAUAGUAAAAUCAAACAUUUUGGCCAUACAAUUCACUUUUAUGACGAAUCCGUGAACUUGAAAAGCUUAAUGUAAAAAGGUUUUUUUGUCAAACAUGUGCGGAAAUGGUCAUAUUUUGUUGGUAAACCGAAGACGCAAAGUGACCAAUUUUUACCCCGGCGUCGGCAACACAGAGCCACCGCACGGACGUAGCGAAAAAAAUGGAGUUUGUGUUAGUCAUUAUAUUCUUAAUAAUAAAAUAAUCCACACAAAAUCCAUUUUUGUCUGCUGCGCGUGGAGCGCACUGGCCGUCACAUGCUCCGCGGCCGGCGCGUCGCUGCACGCGAUGCUGGGUAUAUGCAGCAUCGUAUAAGGAACGUGUAUGAUGUAUGAGAUAUUCACUAAAGAUAAUGUUUUCAUUGUAUUUCCUCAUAUGUUUGAGAAAAGCACUACACAUAUCUCGGUGGAAAUAGGCAUUUUCUGAUUCAGACCUUUUGCCAUCUCUGCCCUUUGCCUCUUUUGGCAAAUUUGGUAUCUAGGACCUCGUCAGAAAAUGCUUUUCCCUUCAUCCCUCGUCACCAAUUUACUAUAAGCCUGUAAAAGAAUUAACCACCACAACAUUCAGAAGUUUUUCUGCAAACUUUUAAUGGUUGUUCGUCUAUAAUUUUGAUAUAUACUAAUAUCAGCUUCAAGUCUGUUUAAUAGUGCCAUAUUUUUGCGGUGUAAUGUUUGAGUAGGUACCUAACUUUUUUCACUUUAGCAAAUGAUUUUGGUGAUAUCCAUGUAAUAGUUAAUUUACCAGUGAUGUAAAAAAAUAACCACCUUUUAUAUUAACUCAGGAGGAUGUAUUUACUCAUAAAAACAAGACUGUUCAUAAUUACAUCACUACUUUUAACUUUCACUUGAAUGACGUGAACAAAAUGGCAUUUUUAGCUUAUAGGUCACAUUUUAAUUAUUUUUAUUUGAUUUUAUUGCUUUUUAUCACAUUGAUUAUUUUAAUAAUAUUACUAGGAUUGUCACACAAACUCCUAAUUACAAUCAAAUACGUAUCUAGUCCUUUAACAUUAUUAAAAUAGUGGUUUCUAAUUAAAUUUGUUCGUAAUAUAUAAAUGAAUAGUAUUACAUCAAAAGUCAAUUUGUUUGCUGGUAAUACUUGAUUUUAGUAAUAACUAUGUUCUGAGGUCAUGCUUUUAAUUACCUAAAGUUAGAAGUGAGAUUUUAAUUUAGAUACUUAAAUACAUUUGCAUCAUUAAGUUUGAAAGGAUUGUAAAAGUCUGGUCUUUCAUUUUAGGUACUUAAAAAUAUUUACCAAUUUUUAAACCACCCAAUUUAAGAUUUGUGUUACUUGAUUUCUCCAGUGAGAUAUGCAGUGCGUAACUAAAAGUUUUAUUUUCCAUUUUAACUAUGAUUUUAUUAUUAAUUUCAAGUACUAUAGCAUAAUCUUUUUCCAUAAUUAUACGUAAUGGUAUUGACUGGUACAUACCUCAUCUUUAAUUAUAAUUGUAUUUUAUUUAGAAUAGAAUUCAGUAAGUAAUUAGUUAUCGCUACUAAGUUACGUAUUUAAUGCUCUUAAUUUUAUUUUCAUAAAACAUCGAAUUACUCAAUGUCAUAGUGUAGAAUUAUCAAUUUAGGUUAUGCAGACAUUGAAGACUUAAUUAUGGGCACAAUUGUGUUUUGACACAUUUUAAACAAUUUUAAAGUCUCAUUUUAUUUAAAUGUAAAUACAUAAUUAUUAUAAUUCGGGACGCUUCGAAAGCUCUCUAUUUCUGUGAAUUGAUGAUUUAAAGGUAAAUAAAAACUUGAUAAAAUAAA